AUGUAUUUAUUUUUAGCGAAACGGUGUUUUUUAGUUCAUAAUAAUAUUUAUAGGAAAAUAUUUUUAUCAAGUGAUUUUUUAAAAAAGUUAAUUAGUAUAAAAUGUCGUAGCUAUUCAACUUUAAAAAGUAUCUAUGAAUAUGAUUAUACAAUUGAGGAAAAUUUUCCUUACGAUGGUUUAAAUAAAAAUGUAAGUGAUAAAGAACAAUCAUUGUUAUUAAGUGAUUACAUUAAAUUUGAUAAUGACAAGAAAUUAAAACACAUACUUUUUACAAACAAUAUAGAGGACCUCAUACACCAUUUUGAGAAAAACUUGAAUGAACUAAAAAGUCAUGAAUAUAUAUUUUUAUUAUUCAAAAUAUAUGAAAUAAUAUUUUAUAACUUUGUUCGUUAUUAUGAACACUCAGAAAUUUUGAAACUUGAAAAUCCAAAUUUUAUAUAUUAUACUUUUACACAAUAUAUGAAUAAAAAUUUAAAAGAUUAUUCAGACAAAAUAAAAAGUUUGGAUCAUGAAUGUAAUGAUGAGAUAUUUUUUGAGAAUAUUCAAUGUUUUAAUAAUGAUAUGGGCGAACAAGCAAAUGAAAUGAAUCUCGAAAGGAAUGAUAUAUAUAAUAUAAAUAAUAAUAAAAAUGAUGCAAAAGAAAAUAACAAUAUGAAUAGUCCUUGUAUUACCAAUAAUACAAAAUGUAAUGAGGAUAUGAUUAUUAAUACAUCUUAUCAUGGUGAUAAAAAUAUUUUGGAAAACAUAUACACCAAUAUGGUUAAUAAAGGAGAAAGAAAAAAUGACACGAUAUAUAAAUUUAUUAAUGAAAAUAAAGUUAUUAACAGUAUAAAUGAUAAAGAAAAUAAUAAUCCUAACACUUAUGUGACAAGUGAAAAUUAUCCUGACACCAAAGAAAAUAACACAAAAGAAGAUAACCAUAUUUUUAAUAUUGAUAUAAAUAAGUUCAAUAUAAAAAUAUUAAUAAAAAUAUAUUAUGAUUAUAUAAUAUAUAUAGAAGACUUAAAUAUUAAAGAAAAAUGUUGGAAAGAAUAUGUUUCUUCUUUUUUCCUUAAGAAUAAGAAAUAUGAAAAAUUAUAUUGUUCUAUAUUAAAUACAGUGUAUAAGAAGAUAUAUUUUUUUCCAUGUAUUGAUAUUAUUAAUUUUUGGUAUAUCAUAAAAAGAAUAAAUAUAUAUCCUAUUAAAGAUUUAUCUUCAUUAGUUAUAAAUAAACUUAUGGAGAAUUUGAAAUAUCUUGAUGAAAAAUAUUUAGUCAGAUUAGGAUAUAUAUAUCUAAACAAUUCAAAUAAAAAAAGGAAUCACCAUUUUAUAUCAUCCAACCAUAAUAAUUGUAGUAAUAAAGAAUUUAUAGACAUGUAUAUACAUAUGAUACAAAAUAAGGUGAAAAAUAUGAACAAUAAUAAUUUUAUAAAAAUUUUAGAAUAUGUAAGCAAUAAUAAUUAUAAACAUAUACAAUUUUUUAAAGAAUGUAAAAAUGAAAUAUAUAAAAGAUAUAAUAAUUUUACUCAAGUACAAAUUUUUAAAUUAUUUUACUUGUAUUCACAAAAUAUUAAUGCAUCUGAUAAAUUAUUAAUGAAUGAUCUUUUAAAGUCAAUUUUACAAAUAUUUUCAAAACAAAAUGGUUAUAAACAUAUUCAUUCGGAUGGAGAAAUAAGAUGUGAUAAAAAGCACACAAAUGAUAAGAAUGAAUUACCUUAUGAAUUACAAGACAACAGCAUAAUAACGGUUCCUUUAUCCAUUUUAUUAAAUGCCUUAUGGACAAAUGCAAAAUAUUUUAAAGAUUUUCCUUUAUUAUUAAAAUAUAGUGAACAAGUAAUUUUAAAAAACAUAAAGAAUUUUAGUAGUUCAACUAUUAGUAUGCUAAUAUGGGCUUAUAGUACUGUAGAGAAUAAAAGAAGAGAACAAAUAGAAUUCGAUCAAAAUAUAUAUGUAGAAUUAAAAAAUAAAGCAUUAGAAGUUUUUCAAAACAUGACACCUAAACAAUUAUCGAAUAGUUUGCUGGGAAUAUCAACUACUAUUGGUAGAACAAUAGAUAAUGAAGGAAAUGUAAAUACUGAUUUUCAUGAUGCAGUUGAAAAGUAUUUAUUAGAUUGGGAAGAAAAGGAUGAAAAUAGGAAGAAUAGAAAGAGACAUAAAAAUAAUAAUAAAAGUGAUAAUAAAAAUUAUAACGAAUACGAUAAUAAUAAGAAGGAUUAUCAAAAUGGAGAAAAUAGUACAUCAUUUCGAAAUCGUAACUUUUUAAAUUUUUUUACAUCAGAAGAUUUAGCUAAUAUAUGUUAUUCAUAUGCCUUAGUUAGAUGUGGUAGUAAAGAAUUACAUUUUCUAUUACAAUCAUGUUUAUUAAACAAAUUGUAUGAUCUUUCACCACAACAUAUAUCAAAAAUAGCUUAUACAUAUGGAACAUUUUAUUUUUAUUCCUCUUAUUCACUUUUAAGUUCCUUACAAUAUGAAAUAUUACAGAGAAUACAUCAAUUUUGUCACUUAGAACUUUCUGACAUCUUAUGGUGUUAUUGUGUGAAUAAAUUUUUUGAUAGUAAAUUUUGGAAAUUUGUAUUACAAAUAAUAAAUUUUGACAAAAUAUAUGACCCUAGAUGUGCUCUUUUAUAUUCUUCUCUUUCAUAUAUGAAUAUAGUUGAUUCCUCUAUUUUGGAAUCUCAUAAUGUUCUAAAGAUUUUUAAUAAUUUAAGGGAAUAUUACUGGGAUUUGCAAAUAUGUGAAUAUCCUCACGCAUUUGCAAAUGAAAUUGUAAAUACAUUGAAUAAAGAAAAUGAAGAAUUAUUAUCUAAAGGAGUUCAUAAUAAUAUGAAAGUAUCAAAAGGUAAUGACAUGGAUAUAGAUGAAAAAUUGUUAAAUGAGAAUUUACAAGCUGUUUAUUUGCCAUCCCAAAAAUUAUCAUCUGAUAACAACCAUAUACAAAAUGAAAAUAUUCCUACAUUUGAAUAUGUUAAAAAAUUAAUUGAUUUUGAAGGGUUUCUAGUUGAUAUAUAUUUCGAAUAUAAGAAUGAAAAAUAUGCGGUUUUUUUGUAUACACCACUUAAUACUACAAGAGAUCAAUAUCCUCUUGGAGAAAAUAUAUUAAAAACAAGAUAUAUGAAGAAAAGAAAGUUUAAAAUAAUACAUUUGUUGUAUGAUGUGUGGAGAGAAUAUAACCACAAGAAAAUUAAUUUGAUAUAUUCUCAACUAUAA
Molecule: messenger RNA, 3186 nt
Organism: Plasmodium adleri (nom. inval.)
Lineage: Eukaryota; Apicomplexa; Aconoidasida; Haemosporida; Plasmodiidae
Product: conserved Plasmodium protein, unknown function
Exons: 1
Coding region: 1-3186 (1061 amino acids)
Source: RefSeq, a predicted model, not a curated record